Messenger RNA from Phyllostomus discolor (pale spear-nosed bat), 987 nucleotides. Its product is annotated as zinc finger protein 709-like. Gene Ontology annotation, biological process: regulation of transcription by RNA polymerase II. The record is from RefSeq and is a predicted model, not a curated record. Lineage: Eukaryota; Metazoa; Chordata; Mammalia; Chiroptera; Phyllostomidae. Gene Ontology annotation, molecular function: DNA-binding transcription factor activity; RNA polymerase II cis-regulatory region sequence-specific DNA binding.
AUGACAGUGAAAAUCAGGACAAAAACCAGGGGAGAAACUAAGUGUAGAGAAAUCCACAGUGUAGAGAAAUCCUAUAAAUGUAAGGAAUGUGGGAAAUCCUUUAGAUAUCGCCAGUCUGUUCACAAACACGAAUGGACUCACACUGAGAAACCCUAUGAAUGUAAACAAUGUGGAAAAGCCUUUAGAUAUCAUCAAACCUUCCAAACACAUGAAAGGAUUCACACCGGAGAGAAACCCUAUGAAUGUAAGCAGUGUGGUAAAGCCUUCAGUUGUCCCAGUUCCUAUCGAAGUCAUGAAAGGACUCACACUGGAGAGAAACCCUACGAAUGUGAAAAGUGUAGUAAAGCAUUCAGUUGUCCCUGUUCUCUUCGAAAACAUGAAAGAACUCACACUGGAGAGAAACCCUAUGACUGUAAAGAAUGUGGGAAGGCCUUUAUGUCUCUUGGAAGCUUUCAAAGACACAUGAUAACACACACUGGAGAUGGACCUUACAAAUGUAAGGAAUGUGGGAAGGCAUUAAAUUGUCCCAGUUCAUAUGGAAUACAUGAAAGAUCUCACACUGGAGAGAAGCCCUAUGAACGUAAGCAGUGUGGUAAAGCCUUCAGUUGUUCCAGUUCCUUUGGAACACAUGAAAGAACUCACACUGGAGAGAGGCCCUACCAAUGUAAGGAGUGUGGGAAAGCUUUCCAUUGGCUCACCACUUUCCAAGUCCUUGUGAGAACUCACACUGGAGAGAAACCCUAUAUAUGUAAGCUGUGUGGUAAAGCCCUCAGUUGUCCCACUUCCUUUUGAAGACAUGAAAGGACUCACAGUGCAGAGAAACCCUAUGCAUGUAAACAGUGUGGGAAAACCUUCAGUUGUUCCAGUUCCUAUCAUGAAAGGACUCACACUGGAAAGAAACCCUACAAAUGCAAGAAUUUUGGGAGAGCUUACUCCCAUAACCAAACCUUAAAGUACACAUGAGACUGCACACUGGAGAGAAGCCCU